GAUCAGACAGACAAUUUAUCAAAUAUUGUGAAUUUUAUUUCUUAAACAGAGCAAGAUGGAGAAAUUCAUGUUGUUGCUCCUCUUCUGUCAUGUCGCAUCUCCAGUGCUUCACUCCCUGAAGUAUUUCUUCACUGGAUCGUCUGGAGUCCCAAACUUCCCAGAAUAUGUCUCUGUCGGUUUGGUUGAUGAUGUUCAAACUGAUUACUAUGACAGCAUCACACAGAGAGCAGUGCCCAAACAGGACUGGAUGGAGAAGGUCACAGGUUAUCUUCCUAACUACUGGGACAGAGAAACUCAGAGGUGUCAGAAUGACCAGCAGGUUUUCAAAGCCAACAUUGACAUCGCAAAGAGACGCUUCAACCAAACUGGAGGUGUCCACAUUGUCCAGGUGAUGUACGGCUGUGAAUGGGACGAUGAGACUGGAGUCACUAAUGGUUUUAAUCAGCAUGGUUAUGAUGGAGAAGACUUUGUAGCUUUUGACCUGAAGACAAAGACAUGGAUCGCUCCAACACCACAGGCUGUCAUCACCAAACACAAGUGGGACGGACUGCCAGGUCGAACUGAGGGUUUGAAGAACUACCUCACCCAGAUUUGCGUUGACUGGCUGAAGAAGUAUGUGAACUAUGGGAGGAGCACUCUGCUGAGAACAGAGCUUCCCUCAGUGUCUCUCCUCCAGAAGACUCCCUCCUCUCCAGUGACCUGCCAUGCUUCAGGUUUCUACCCCAACAAAAUCAUGUUGUUCUGGAGGAGAGACGAAGAGGAGCUUCAUGAGGACAUAGACCACGGAGAGAUCCUCCACAACCACGAUGGAACCUUCCAGAAGAGCGUUGACCUGGACGUUUCAUCAGUCAAACCUGAAGACUGGGGGAGGUACAGCUGUGUGUUUCAGCUCUCUGGUGUCGAGAAGGACAUCGUCACCAAACUGGACCCAAAAGUGAUCAAGACCAACUGGGGCAGGACUGAGAUCAAACCUGAGACUGAGAUCAAACGUGAUGGAGACAACCAGACAGUUUUUAACUUUGACAACAGUAAAGCUCCAAGUUGUCCCUCAGAAUUUCCCACUGUUGUUGUUCUUGGAACUGUUGUUGGCCUGCUGGUCCUGGUGGUGAUCUGCAUCACUGCAGUCUUCAUCUGCAGAGAAAGAAACAAUGGGUUUGAAAAAGCAAACGCUUCGGACGGUUCGGCUUCAUCUGUCGAUGGUUCAGCCUCUUAACUGAGCACAGGAGAAUCAGUGAAGACAAGACGGAUGGUGGAUUUCAGGAAGUCAUCAAGGCAUCAAAAAAUAUUUUUCUUUCUUAGAGAACAUGUGCACUAAAUUAAAUCAAAAAUGCACAUUAACUGAGCUUGUUUUAUUGAAAAAUGAUAUUUGGGAAAGUUUUAAGACAAAACAAAUUAGUUAAAAUUGCUUUGAUCCACUGGCCAAAAAAAAAAAGAAAAUGUUUUCUAUUCAUUCAUCAUGUAAACUAUUCAGGCUCUAUCCUUGUCUCUGCACUAUAUUGUGUUUAUUAUCAAAUGCAGAUUUUCUUCCUUAAAUGAGCGACAGUCUGAAUUGGCAGAAAUAUGACUACAUAGAAAUCUGUAUCAGUAACAUCAGCAGAGUAGCGCUGGGCAAUAUGGACAAAAUCAAAUAUCAGUUCUUAUUUUCAAAUACUUCAUUAUCGAUAUUCUGACGAUAAUGUUGGGAUGACUAUUGUUGCUUUCACAAAAUCUUCACACAAUGAUAUGACCAGGCAGGUUGAGGGAAACAGCUGCAACCCUCUAAUAAUUUCAGAAAACUCCAUCCCUUUACUUUAAUGAAGCCUUCAAGUUUCUUAUCUGGUGAAGUGGGUUUUGUUGUUCAGUGAGCAACACUCGUCAGAUGUUGUGUAUAGAUGUAAAAAUGGGUAAAGAUGAAUUUGACAUUAAAUCCAGUUU
Messenger RNA from Myripristis murdjan (pinecone soldierfish), 1914 nucleotides. RefSeq names its product major histocompatibility complex class I-related gene protein-like. The coding region runs from base 56 to 1213 and encodes 385 amino acids. Lineage: Eukaryota; Metazoa; Chordata; Actinopteri; Holocentriformes; Holocentridae. Gene Ontology annotation, cellular component: external side of plasma membrane. The transcript has 9 exons. Gene Ontology annotation, biological process: immune response. The record is from RefSeq and is a predicted model, not a curated record.